This is a messenger RNA of Odobenus rosmarus divergens (Pacific walrus), 1308 nucleotides long. RefSeq names its product IQ domain-containing protein G-like. The record is from RefSeq and is a predicted model, not a curated record. Bases 1 to 1308 code for a protein of 435 amino acids. Gene Ontology annotation, cellular component: cytoplasm; sperm flagellum. Gene Ontology annotation, biological process: cilium organization; sperm axoneme assembly. The transcript has a single exon. NCBI's taxonomy places the organism in Eukaryota, Metazoa, Chordata, Mammalia, Carnivora, Odobenidae. Gene Ontology annotation, molecular function: protein binding.
AUGGGAGAAAGCCAACCAGAAGCCUCAAAUCUUCCAUCAAAAGUCUGGCAUUCUGAGGUGACAGUGUCAGUGAUAGGCGAGCCACCCAGUGCUGUAGAAGAAAAAGAAACGGCUGAAGAAACAGACAGGGAAGUCAUCCCAGAAAUCAUAGAGCCACUCUCCAUUCUAGAUGUGCUGAGGAUCUCCACAGUUCUGGAAGAUACCACGGACCAGCUCUCUAUUCUAAACUAUAUCAUGCCAGUUCAAUAUGGAAGGAGACAAAGUGUCAGCAUGAAGAAAAACAAGAGCUUAGAAAAACUUUCAGAGGCCUCAAGAACCUCAAAAAUAUCCAGUCCAUUCUUACCUAAAGAAGAAACCAAGUUGCCAGGAAUCCAAAAAGGAAGCCAAUUUACCAAUGAGUUUAACAAAAUGCAAGAUCUUGUCUUCAAAAAACCUACAAGACAGACCAUAAUGUCCACGGAGAUAAUGAAGAAAAUUCAGACUGAUAGGCAAUUUUUCAGUGAUAUAAUUACAGAUACCAUGCAGGAGUUGGAAGAGUCAGGCACUUUCACCAGUCUCCUGAAAGCCCUGGGCAAAGAGAGGGAAAACAAAAUGCAUUUUUAUGAUAUCAUUGCCAGGGAGGAAAAAGGGAAAAAACAGAUAAGAUCUCUUCAAAAGCAGCUGCUUAAUGUCAAAAGAGAACGGCAAGCUGAAGUACAGAGUCGGAAUGAAUAUAUUGCUCACCUCAAGGACCAGUUGCAAGAGAUGAAGGCAAAAACCAACAUGGAAAAUCGCUACAUGAAGAAAAACACUGAGCUGCAGAUCUCCCAGACCCAGAAGAAAUGUAACAGAACUGAGGAGCUCUUGCUGGAAGAGAUAGGGAAGCUGAGGUUGAAAACUGAAGAAGAGAACAGGAUUCAUAUGGAGAUUGAAAUGUUCCUUAGAAAGGAGCAGCAGAAACUUGAGGAAAAGCUAGAGUUCUGGAUGGAGAAAUUUGAUAAGGACACAGAAAUGAAACAGAAUGAACUAAAUGCUCUCAAAGCUGCUAAGGCCAGUGACUUAGCACACCUUCAAGAACUCGCGAAGACGAUAAGGGAGUAUGAACAGGUCAUCAUUGAAGAUCGUUUAGAAAGGGAGAAGACCAGGAAAAAGAUAGAACAGGAUGACUUGGAAUUAAAGAGCAUCCUAAAGCUCCAGGCCUGGUGCCGAGGCAUUAGGGUACGGAGGGAAAUCGGUGGUUUCAGACUGCCGAGGAAGGACAAAGAUGAUGGCCAGGAUUCUAAAGGUAAAGGCAAAGACAAGGACAAGCGGAAAGGCAAGAACAAGUGA